UUGUGAGAAAGGCGAGUCGGUUGUUGCCGCUCGUCUCUCCGCGCGUGUUGUGGUUUAUGUGUUGUGGGUGCUGUGCAAACCCAUCGCUGAUUCUACGCAGAUUCGGGCAAAGCCCGGCCGCAUUGCGGCCUAUUCGACUCUUUUGUCUCAGUGAUUUUCUUAUUUGAAGUUUAUAAGUGAAUCAAGUGAAUAGUGAAGUGUCGUGCUAGUGAUAUGGCUACUACGAUUUUCACCGCCCUCGUGGCGCUGGCCGCUUUAGGGUCAGUGCUAUGCGAGGAUGAAACCAUAGGCCCGAUAUUUAUGAAGGAACCCCCGAAUCGAGUAGACUUCAGCAAUACGACCGGUGCGACUGUUGAAUGUGCUGCCCGUGGUUCUCCGACCCCCGACAUCAUCUGGGUGCGAGCUGAUGGUACUACCGUAGGAGAUGUCCCUGGAUUGCGUCAGGUCUUGCCAAAUGGAAACUUGUUGUUCCCGCCAUUCCGUGCCAAAGAUUACCGCCAGGAAGUACACGCUCAGGUCUAUGCUUGUCUCGCACGCAACCCUGUAGGAACUAUACUGUCGCGUGAUGUCAAUGUCCGAGCGGCUGUUAAUCAAUUCUAUGAAUCGCAAGUAUACGACAUAUACGUGAUCCGUGGUAAUGCUGCUGUGUUUAAAUGUCAUAUCCCGUCUUUCGUUUCUGACCACGUGCAAGUAGUUUCUUGGCAUGAUACUAAAGGAGGAGAGUACUUGCAAAUUGAUGAAAACGACGGAAAAUAUUUGGUACUCCCAUCUGGAGAGUUACACAUUCGUGAUGUCGGACCUGAAGACGGAUAUAAAUCUUACCAAUGUCGGACAAAGCAUAGACUGACUGGAGAAACUAGAUUGUCAGCUACUAAGGGGCGACUUGUCAUUACUGAACCCGUUGGACGUGUUCCACCUAAAUUCGCUUCAGUUGUGAUGGGAACUAUUAUCGCAGUCAAGAAAAGCAUAAGAUUUGAAUUGCAAUGCCCAGCGCAAGCUUUCCCUAUUCCAAUUUUCAGAUGGUACAAAUUCAUUGAUGGCACAACACGCAAACAACCCGUCACACUUGACGAUAGAGUGAAGCAAGUAUCUGGAACUCUGAUUAUCAAAGAGGCAAAAGUUGAAGACUCUGGCAAAUACUUGUGUGUCGUCAAUAAUUCCGUCGGAGGCGAAUCCGUUGAAACCGUUUUAACCGUCACCGCUCCAUUGAAAGCAACCGUAGAGCCCGCCACUCAAACGGUAGACUUCGGGAGACCCGCUGUCUUUACUUGCAGAUAUGAAGGAAACCCCGUCAAAACUAUUACAUGGCUGAAAGACGGUAAAGAUAUGAAACACCAUGACGCAAGCUUAAGAAUUGAAUCUGUGAAGAAAGAAGACAAGGGAAUGUAUCAGUGUUCCAUUAGGAACGACCAAGAAAGCGCAAGUGCAAGUGCUGAGCUGAAACUCGGAGGACGAUUUGAACCGCCUCAAAUCAGGCAUAGCUUUGGCGAGCAGACUUUCCGCUCCGGUCCGUCUCUUCGGCUGAAAUGUGUAGCGUCCGGGAACCCGACCCCCGACAUCGCCUGGCUCUUGGACGGUGAGAAGCUGUCCAGUGGCGAACGACUUCAGAUCGGACAAUUCGUUACGGCCGACGGCAACGUCGAGUCGCACCUCAACAUUUCUUCCGUGCAGACCAACGAUGGCGGCCUCUACACCUGCUUCGCUUCGAGCAAGGUCGGCAGCACAUCCCAUUCGGCUCGUGUCAACAUCUACGGUCUACCCUUCGUUCGUCCGAUGAAGAAGCGUCCCGUCGUCGCCGGAGACACUCUGAUCGUGCACUGUCCAGUCGCCGGCUACCCUAUCGACUCCAUUGUUUGGGAACGUGAUGGAAGAGUCCUCCCGAUCAACCGAAAACAGAAAGUAUUCCCCAACGGCACCCUUGUUAUCGAGAACGUUGAGCGCAUGAGCGACGAAGCCACAUACACCUGCGUCGCGAAGAACUCGCAGGGAUACACGGCUAGAGAAACCCUAGAACUUCAAGUCAUGGUUCCGCCGAUAAUAGCGCCGUUCAGCUUUGGUGAGAUUCCAUCAAAUCCUGGUGAUACAGCAGUUGUGAAUUGUGUGGCCACUAAGGGUGACAUGCCUCUCGACAUAUCGUGGACUUUCAGCAGCGAAACAAUAGAUUCAAGUCUCCAAAGAGACAUCAUGACGAUGCCGCUAGGCUCCCGCGCCUCUGUCCUCACUAUCAACUCUGUCAACGCAAAUCACCAAGGGAACUACACGUGCAUCGUAAAAAACGCGGCCGGCCGCGCUGAACACGUGGCUACCUUAGUCGUAAAUGUUCCACCACGUUGGAUUCUUGAGCCAACUGAUAAAGCUUUUGCCCAAGGCUCUGAUGCUAAAGUUGAAUGUAAAGCCGACGGCUUCCCCAAGCCUCAAGUUACUUGGAAAAGGGCUGAAGGGGAUACGCCUGGCGAUUACAAAGACCUUAAGCCUAACAACCCAAAUGUUAAAGUUGAGGACGGCACAUUGACUAUUUCAAAUAUUCAGAAAACAAAUGAGGGCUAUUAUCUUUGCGAAGCCGUUAACGGGAUUGGAUCCGGACUGUCUGCGGUGAUUCUUAUCAGCGUACAGGCACCACCCCAAUUCGAGAUUAAAAUGAGGAAUCAGACUGCUCGCAAAAGUGAACCUGCUGUACUUCAAUGCCAAGCUAAAGGAGAGAAGCCUAUCGGAAUCAUCUGGAACAUGAACAACAAACGUCUCGAACCCAAAUCCGACCCAAGAUAUACCAUCCGCGAAGAGAUUCUCCUCGGGGGAGUUGUAUCUGACCUGAGCAUUAGAAGAACUGAACGAUCGGACAGUGCGCUGUUUACUUGCGUGGCUACUAACGCUUUCGGUUCGGACGAUACCAGCAUCAACAUGAUCAUCCAGGAGGUUCCCGAAGCUCCGUACGGUCUAAAAGUCUUGGACAAAUCUGGAAGAACGGUACAACUGUCUUGGGCAGCUCCUUAUGACGGCAACUCGCCCAUAAAGAAGUUCCUUAUUGAAUACAAACGCGCUAAGGGUAACUGGGAAAAGGAUAUUGACAGAGUUCUUGUACCAGGGGACGCUACUGAAGCCGGCGUAUUUAGUUUGAGACCCGCCACCGCCUACCACAUUAGGAUCGUCGCCGAAAACGAACUAGGAACUUCAGAGCCUUCAGAAACGGUUACAAUCAUCACGGCCGAGGAGGCACCCACCGGGCCACCACAAGACGUUAAGGUUGACGCCGCGGACAAGUACACACUUCGCGUAACCUGGAAACCUCCCGCGCCCCAAGACUGGAAUGGUGAACUGCAAGGGUACUACGUUGGAUACAAAUUGGCUUCCAGCAACAAAUCGUUCGUUUUUGAAACCGUCGACAUUUCCAAAGAAUCUGGCAAGGAACACCAUUUGGACAUUCAAAAUCUGAAGACCUACACCCAGUACACUGUCGUAGUCCAAGCCUUCAAUAAGAUGGGAUCGGGCCCGGUGUCCGCUGAAGUCCGCGCCUAUACCGCCGAAGGUGCCCCGUCUGCUCCCCCUCAAGACGUUUUAUGCACCACCCUCACGGCACAAACCAUCCGCGUCUCCUGGGUGUCGCCCCCACUGGCUGCUGCCAAUGGUCUGAUCAAGGCGUACAAAGUGAUUUACGGACCCAGCGAAACUUGGUACGAUGAAAAAACUAAGGACACCAAAAACACGGCUAGUAGCGAAACUAUUCUCCACGGACUCAAGAAAUUCACUAACUACUCUAUGGAAGUGCUUGCGACCACUAACGGCGGAGACGGAGUGCGAUCUGUACCCAUCCACUGUCAGACUGAACAAGACGUACCCGAGGCCCCGCGAGCUGUCAAAGCUCUUGUAAUGGGACAGGACUCUAUCCUUGUUUCUUGGAGAGCCCCCGCGCAACCUAACGGAGUUGUCACCCACUACAACGUUUACACGCAAGCACAGAACGCAGAACCUCAUCCUAAUAAGGUACCAGCCAGUCAAACUAGUUACUCCGCAACUGAACUGAAGCCCGGCCGAUACGACUUCUGGGUAACCGCUUCAACUAUCAUCGGCGAAGGACAACCCUCAGCAACCGCCUCUUGCAGCCCCAGCGACAAAGUACCCGCUAAGAUCGCUUCGUUUGACGAAUCAUUCACCGCGACCUACAAAGAGGAUGUGAAGCUGCCUUGUCUUGCUGUCGGUGUGCCGUCCCCUAAUAUUAUCUGGAAGGUCAAAGGUCAACUCUUGGACGCGUCGGAGCGUGUCCGCCAGCUGCCGGAAGGUUCGCUUCAGAUCGCCGGGGUGGCUCGCGAGGACGCCGGGGAGUAUUCCUGUCACGUCGACAACCAGUUCGGCACCGACACCGUCACCCACACUCUGUCUGUACUCGCCCCCCCGUUCCCGCCGCAGCUGAGCAUCGCGUCGUCGUCCGUGUCGUCCCUGACGCUCCGCCUGAAGCCGUCCGCCGACGUGGACCAGUCCCCCGCCGCCGGCUACACCAUCCACUACAAACAGGAGUUCGGAGACUGGGAAACUGUUCAGAUCCCGAGCAGCACCGAUACGUACACUCUUGAGAAUUUAUUCUGCGGAUCACGAUAUCAGCUUUACGUCACAGCUUACAAUGGUAUCGGAACUGGCGAGGCUUCGGACGUGGUGAUCGCCCGCACGCGCGGCUCCAAGCCCCCCGUGCCCCGCGCCGCCGACUUCAUCGAGGUGGCCUCCUCCUCCGUCACCCUGCACCUCAAGCAGUGGCUCGACGGCGGCUGCCCCAUGAGCCACUUCGUCGUCGAGAACAAGAAGAAGUAA
This is a messenger RNA of Bombyx mandarina (wild silkworm), 4797 nucleotides long. RefSeq names its product Down syndrome cell adhesion molecule 1 (gene Dscam1). Gene Ontology annotation, molecular function: cell-cell adhesion mediator activity. Gene Ontology annotation, biological process: axon guidance; homophilic cell-cell adhesion; dendrite self-avoidance. The record is from RefSeq and is a predicted model, not a curated record. Lineage: Eukaryota; Metazoa; Arthropoda; Insecta; Lepidoptera; Bombycidae. Gene Ontology annotation, cellular component: axon; plasma membrane.